Megalops cyprinoides (Indo-Pacific tarpon) is the source of this 1754-nucleotide messenger RNA. It is a transcript of the gene znf414, whose product is annotated as zinc finger protein 414. The transcript is spliced from 7 exons. NCBI's taxonomy places the organism in Eukaryota, Metazoa, Chordata, Actinopteri, Elopiformes, Megalopidae. The record is from RefSeq and is a predicted model, not a curated record. Bases 247 to 1326 code for a protein of 359 amino acids.
UCCAAAAUGGUGGCCAAACAUCAGUGUGUGAAACACAGAUGGACCUGCUCCCUUUCUGUUUAAAUAAUUGUUCUCUUUAAAUAAUCUUCCUUAUUCAGCAUAGUGUCGCGUACUAACCGAGCCGUGGAAAUCGUUGUAAACGGUCUAUGAUCCAUGUGUUUCAGAUAGUCUGAGCUGGAGAAGCUGCUUUCCUGCCCCGGUUCUUCCCCCAGGUCCUCCCUGCCGGUGGCUACCCGGGCUGCAGGGAUGUCUGCCGGCAUCGCCGCCUGUGAACCCGCCCCCGCUCCGGGACCGCAAGCCUCCGCCAGCACGGCGGGAAGCCGAUUGCCCUGUUCAUUCUAUGGCUGCAAGCAGUCCUUUACCGACAUACAGCACCUGAACAAACACGCACAGAGCCACCAGAUCCCCACACAGUCCCUCCCAGGGAAGGUGUUCCACUGCUCAUCCCUGGGCUGCAAUGGCACUUUUCCCAGCAUGCAACACCUGAUGGAGCACAUGAGGCACCACUACAAACCAAACCAUUACUUCCUGUGUGAGAGCUGCAGGGCCAAGCUGCGCUCCUACCGCGCUCUCUUCAAACACCUCCACACCUGUGCAAAGGUGGCCAAGAGCAAGGCUGCCAGAGCCGAGGAGCUGAACCCGGCCGUCUCGGCGCCGGAAGCAGCCGAGUCUGUGUCUGUAUCUGCCGCUCCUGCCCUCGUCACCCCACACGCCGCUGACCCCUCCGGCGCCUUCCACAGCAGUGCGGAGGAGGAGCCGAUGGAUUUAGACCACGCCCCUCCCCCUGCCGUAGCCAGCCCUGUGGCCGCAGCCCCGCCCAUCCCCAGUUUCCAGGCUCCGGUCAGCAGCCUCCUGCAGGACGCUGCCUCCACCCCUCCUCCCGGUUCCUUCUCUCUCCUGGAGCCCACAGUGUUCCCUGAGGACCCUCAGCACUUCCUCACGCAGACGCAGCCCGGAGCUCCGCCCAGCUCCCUCCCACCCGGCCCUGCCGCGCCCGGCCAGCAGCAGCGGCCAAUCCGAGCUGUCGCCCCCAUCUCCCCGGCCCCGCCCACUCCCCUGGGCUCCAAUGCCGUCUGGAAGAAGAACCAAGGACAGUCCUUCAGCAGCCGCAUCCUGUGGGAGCACACCAGGGGGCGCUACAGCUGCCUGCAGUGCGGCCACUGCACCCCCUCCCGGCAAGAGAUGACCGCCCACAUCGAGGGCCAGCACCGGAGCCCUGCAGGGCGGCCCCACGGGGACACGGAUGUCAGAGGGGCUUCUCCUCCCUUCCAGCCGAAAGCCUCAUUGGACACAGACACCGCCACCGCCAUCUACACCCAGCUCUGAUUGGCUGUCCGCUGCGCACAGUCCGCCUCUGAUGAGAGAUCAAGUUCCUGGGACCGCGCUGUAGAUUAACUGGUUAAACUGAAAUCAGUCUUAUACUCUCCUGACUCAGAGUUCCUGUAGAUUAUUGGGAAAGUCAGGAGAGCAUAUUUGGACUUGUAUGAGUUACAAAAUAUGAAUAAAUGAUUCAAGGACUUUUCCAGUUGUUUCUUGGUGGUAAUUUCAUAGCCUGGGAGUGUGUGUGCUGCAUGUGUUCACACAGAUAUGCCCUGUUUAUUCAGCACUGGCUACUUUUUGCGUUUGUCAUUUUCUUUCUGCCUGUUUAAGAAGCAACUGGAUUUACUUUGAAAAUACUUGUUUAAAAGGUUUCCAGAAUCCGGCUUCUUACACUGUUAGUACAUUAAAAGUCUCCCAUUUCUGAUACUUUUCUG